This is a messenger RNA of Cygnus atratus (black swan), 2013 nucleotides long. It is a transcript of the gene FAM131B, whose product is annotated as family with sequence similarity 131 member B. Bases 246 to 1400 code for a protein of 384 amino acids. The transcript has 7 exons. The record is from RefSeq and is a predicted model, not a curated record. NCBI's taxonomy places the organism in Eukaryota, Metazoa, Chordata, Aves, Anseriformes, Anatidae.
CCGCGGCGAGGGAUCGGCACGGGAAGCGGAGCCGGGGCAGAUGACAGCCUGGCCGGCGGAGUCCCCCCCCGCCUGCGUCUCCCCGGCGGGGCCAGCCCGCGCUCGCACCUGACCAUGACCCCGCGCCGGUCCCGGCUGGGCCGCCCCGGCGUUUGCCGCUGAAGGGACCGGCUCCUCUCCGACCUCCCCCGCUGCCUUCCUCCUCCGCCUCCUGGCUGCCGAGGCUGCCGCCUCUUCCCGGAGUGAUGGGCUGCAUCGGAUCCCGCACCGUGGGAAAUGAGGUGAUUGCAGUAGACUGGAAAGGACUGAAAGAUGUGGACCAAAUCAAUAUGGACAGCACCAGUUCACUGCAUGGCAGCAGCUUCCACCGUCCUUCCACUGAGCAAACACGGACAGAUUUCUCCUGGGAUGGUAUCAAUCUCUCCAUGGAAGAUACGACCUCCAUCCUCCCCAAGCUGAAACGCAACUCCAAUGCUUAUGGGAUUGGGGCUUUGGCUAAAUCAUCUUUCUCUGGGAUAUCCCGCAGCAUGAAGGACCAUGUCACAAAGCCAACGGCUAUGGGCCAAGGCCGUGUGGCUCACAUGAUUGAAUGGCAAGGCUGGGGUAAAGGUAACAGCCAGCAGCAGCAGCACACGCAUGAGACAGCACGCAAAGAUGCUGAUGCCUACUCAGACCUGAGUGACGGUGAAAAGGAGGCCCGAUUCCUUGCAGGAGUGAUGGAGCAAUUUGCUAUAUCAGAGGCGACUCUCAUGGCCUGGUCCUCUAUGGAUGGUGAGGAUGUGAGUGUAAACUCAAAUCAGGAGAAUCCAGCAGGCAACUACUCUGAGAACUAUCAGGAGCUAAUGGAGAGCCAAGAGCAUAUGGCCCAGACACAGUAUGAUAGCUGGCCUCAUUCGUAUGUCUCCCAGGGCAUGUAUUGCUUAGGUUCAUCUGAUGCCUGGGAGACCAGUGACCAGUCCCUCAUCGCUUCCCCAGCAACUGGCUCCUACCUAGGACAGAAUUUUGAUGAGUCCCAGACAAACCUUCAGGAAAGUAUUAUGAUUCAGAGCAGUCUUCUCCAGCAGCAACAGCUGCAGCCACAGCAGCAGGAGCAAAACUUCAUCCAGAGCACAGGGCUGGUCCAUGUGUGGCCCCUGCAGACUGCUCAGGGUGGGGAUGGGGCUGAGUCCAGCACCUACAUGGAGGACCAUGUUGAGGACGAAGGGCACCCACAGCUGGAGAAGGCUCCUCUCCUAAACAAGAAGCCCUCUCCAGAGGAGGAUGAUGUAGUAUGCCGGGACCUGGAAUCUCUGUCUCCUCGAGAGGAGCUGGAACAUGCUGCACUGAGCCGCAAAGUCUCAGAUGUCACCUCCUCUGGGGUUCAAUCCUUUGAUGAGGAAGAGGGAGAAACAAACAACUGAUGCUUUCUGUGAAAUUUUCAUCAAUGCUGAACAAAGAGAUGGGUGGCAGGGAAUGAAAUGACAGGAAUUCUUCUCUCCAGCUCCCUGUACUUCCAAGCAGACACACCUUUCAUUCCUACAUUUAAUUAUUUUUUUAAACAAGAGGAAAAUCUCAGAGUGAUUGACACAUGAAGACCUUUCCCUCUGGUGUGGACAUAUAUUUUCUAUUUUCAUUGCUCUGGGCAAUGCACGUGAGGUGCUUGGAGAGAUCUGGAUUGGUAAAUCAUGUUUAAAUAUUAUAAAUACAAAGUCUUGGCUCUGGAUACAAACUUCUGGUACUGGGGAUGUGGCUGAUACGACAGGCUUGAUAUAGGGAGUGGCUAUGUGGCUAAAAUCCAUCCUGGCAAAAUGGAUGUUGCUUUGUGGACUUGAUGCCCUUUGGUAGAAUAUAUGAAUAUAGACUGUUUUAAAUGAAGAUAUGGCUUUACAAAUAUAGAUUGCACUAGUAUAGUGAUUAUGGCUGAUGCAGAGAAUAAGGCUGUAUUCAGUAUAGACUGUACUGAGAUGAAGGAUUUGCUGUGUAACCAGAUCCUCAGUAGCACCUUGAUAUGAAAUCGUUGGCUCAAUGGAUACA